Vidua macroura (Pin-tailed whydah) is the source of this 6388-nucleotide messenger RNA. RefSeq names its product fibronectin type III domain containing 4 (gene FNDC4). Lineage: Eukaryota; Metazoa; Chordata; Aves; Passeriformes; Viduidae. Gene Ontology annotation, molecular function: protein binding. Bases 4547 to 5152 code for a protein of 201 amino acids. The transcript is spliced from 6 exons. The record is from RefSeq and is a predicted model, not a curated record.
GCGGGGACACCCUGCCGGGCGCCCGUCCCUGCUGUGGGCUGCGGUCCGCGCCAGACACCCCCGCCGGACUCACUGCAUCCCCGGCGUGGCCUUUGCCGCGAUCCCCGAGGACUCCUCGGGCACCUCCGGGGCGCCGCGGCCUCCGAGUCCCCCGUGCCCUCGUCCCCUCUCCGGGGCACGGCUGCUGCCGCACUGCCCUUCCCGGGGCUCCCAGGGGCUCCCGCCGCGGGUGGGAAUGGGCGCUCUGCCCCGAGGGAGCUCCUGCCCCGGGCACGGACCCUCAGGGCUGCGGCGGGCUGGGGCCGGCCGGGUGACGGGGAUCCUGUCCCUUCCUGCCGGUGUUCGCUGGGACAUCGAGCUCAGCGCACCCGAGGCACCGCUGUCCUUGUGUCCUUUGACUCGCCGGGGUAGCCCGCUGUCAGCACCCGCUUGCUGCUCUCUGUUUGCUCCUCGACAGGUUACUGAGAUACCAAAUGGAAUUGCGAGUACUGGACGUGUUCUGCUACAUUCUGCCGUGUUGCAAAACACGUACUGACGGAUUCAGGAAGAGAUGCAGUCAGAGGUGUUAAAAAGGGGCCACUUAUUUUUAGAUGUUCAGUCUGGUGCUUACUCCCUGCUGCAGCAGUAAGUUGGGCAAACAUCUGGGUGCCCUUGAGCAGCAGCCGCAAGGGCAUGGGCCGGGGGACAGGGGUGGCCCACUCUCCGGAUCACAGCAGGAUGGCGAGGGCACUGGUGGAGACGUGCCCCAUCCCUCAUCCCUCUGCAGCACCACAUGUGCCAGCAUCCCUCGUGAAAGGUAUCUGUCCAGCCCCUUUGCUGACCCAUGGAGCUGGGAUGCAUGGCAUAUCUGGUCCAUGUCCAUGCUGCCCACCAGCUAUCCCUCCCACUGGCCACCACCCAUCCCUCCUACUGCUCACCAGUCAUCCCCCCCACUGCCCAGCCACAGGCUGCAGUGCUGCUAGCUCCUGUACACAGCCCAGCUCUUCCCACCCCUUAGUCAGGCCCAAAACGAGCACGCUGCUGUACAGACAGCACAAAACCUGUGCUAGGCCUUAAGUUAGUGACUGUGCUUUCUGUGGGGGUCCCUCUUUUGUAAUAUGGCUUUAACAAAAAGUUAAGCUGGAUCAUUUAUAAGUGAUAUAGAAUUAUUAGCAGUUAAUGGAUUGAGCUAAACAGUGGCACACUUUUCCCAGAGAGCCCAACAGCAUCUUUAUGACUUUAUAGCCAGAAUGUGUUGGCUUCAGAGAGCAUGGUUUUUGGAGCUCUUGUAUUCACAGACCUUUAUGGCAACAGCUUUGGCACAAAGCUGCUCUGAGCUCAGCUGUAGAACAGGCUAAACAGUAUUAGAUGCAAUGUGGGGAUUAUACACAAAGUUUUGUCCUUUGGAAGUCUUGUUACAACUUUGAGGUCUCAUCUUGAAUUUCAUACAAUCCUGGAAUGGUGUGGUUUGGAAGGGACCUUAAAGCCCAUCUCAUUCCACCCCCUUGGUAUGGGCAAUGACACCUUCCACUACACCGGGUUGCUCCCAGCCCUGUCCAGCCUGGCCUCGAGCACUUCCAGGGAUCCAGGGGCAGCCACAGCUUCUCUGGGCAACCCGUCCUGAGACCUCACCACCCUCACAGGGAACAAUUUCUUUCCAAUAUCCCAUCUAACCCUGGCCUCUGUCAGUGAAAAGCCAUCCCCUUCUUGUCCUGUCACUUUCCUGUCCAAAGUCCCUCUCCAGUUCUCUUGGAGCCCCUUUAAGCACUAGAAAGGGCUCCAAUAUCUUGUCAGAGUGUUCCCUCCAGGGUGAAAAACCUCAGUUCUCCCAGCCUCUCUCCAGAGCAGAGGUGAUUGGGAUUAGACAUUGGUCUGUGUAUUUAGGGUGAACUUCCCACAUUUUGACUUCUGAGGCUUCUUGUCUCUUCCUGAUGGCUGUGCAAAUCCCAUGUGAUCAAAAAUGUAUUUUCUGCAGUUCAUUCAGCAUCAAACUGAUCAAGGCACACUGGUUGUUGUAAUGCAGAACUGUAGCCUGGUCUCCUGUCACAGAGACCCAGGGCUGCUGGCCUGGAGUGUGCACCAAGUGUGCUCAGGGAGCGUGGGGUGUGGUGCACUGACAAGCCACGUACCUUGAGGCUCCGCUAUGCCCCCAUGUCCUCUCACCCUUCUGCUGCUGGUGGGUGACAGUCCCUGCACAGGGCCUGUGCAAGCUCUGGCUAAAUACAGCUGGAGCACUUGUCAGACUUGUGUGGACUCAGCAGCUUGGCUUGUGAAUUGGUGCAGUGCUUUUGUUCUCCGAUCAUCAAGUGACUCAGUCCCAGCAGUGUUUCAGCAGUCCCAGCCUGAAAACCUCAGCCGGGACAGACUGGGCACCUCGCAGAAGCUUAGAAAAUUCUUGAGCAGGGCUGGACAGCUGCUACAAACUCCAUCCACAAACUUCUGUGUCGCAGAGAUGUCAGACCCUAUCUUUAAUUUCCUCACGUACACUUAGAGGUUGGUAGUCAAACUGCCUCCAUCACGCAUAUUCAGGACUUUUAAAAUUCUGUUAGACAUAAAAAAAACCCACCUAAUUCAUUACUGUGGAUGUAUCCUGUGAAGCACCAUGUCCUGUUCUUGUCCCGAGGCCAGCUGGCAAGGUCUGGUCAUAUCCAUGGUAUUAAACUCAAGAGUUCCAAAGAGGGAGGCACAUCAGUGCUACUUGUGAGGAAUGGUUUUCUGGCUUGUCAUAGCUUCCAAGCCAUGCCCAAGAGUGGUUUAGGCACAUACUGGGUGGUGCAGACCAAAUCAGAUCUUGGACCAAUCUCCACCACUGGAUUCUUGGGCUGUUCUGACCCCAUUAUGUCUGCUAGCACAAACCUAUCUAGCAACCUAACUAGUGGUAACCUAGGACAACUGUUGUUAUGCUUAAAGAGAAGCAGAAAUGUGCAGACCCCCAUAGAGCCACCCUUUGAAAUGCCUGUGUCUGGGACAGCCCAGGCAGGGGGCAGUUGUUUGCUGGCUGACAGGGUGCUGCCUGAGCUCGGCUGUGAGCUGAGCAGCUGACCUGACCCCAGCUGUGGCUGGGGCCAAAAACCAGACAAUGAUGGAAAAUGGCCCAGUGGGAAAGAACGUGGGCGUUCUGGUUGACAGCAGUUAAACAUGAUCUGGCCAAGAAAGCUAAGAACAUCCUGGCUUGUGUUAGCAAUAGUGUGGCAGCAGGAGCAGGGCAGUGAUUUUCCCCCUGUGCUGGACACUGCUGAGGCACCUCAAAUCUGGCCACUCACAGCAAGAAAGACAUUGAGGGGCUGGAGCAUGUCCAGGGAAGGGAACACAGCUGGGGAAGGGACUGAAGCACAAGUCUCCUGGGUGGCUGAGGGAGCUGGGGGAACUCAAACUGGAUAAAAGGAGGCUCAAGGAGGGACCUUCUCACUCUCUGCAACUCCUUGACAGGAUGGUGGAACCGGAGGGGUGUGUCGGACUGUGCUUCCAGGGAACAGGGACAGGACAGGGGGGAAUGACCUCAAGUUGUGCCAGGGUAGGUUCAGGCUGGAUAUUGGGAACAAUUCCUUCACUGAAAUAGUGGUUAAGCAUUGGACACGCUGCCCAGGACAGUGGUGGAUUCAUCACCCCUGGAAGUGUUCUAGAAAUGACUGGACAUGAGACUUUGCAAUAUGGUUUAGUGGGCAUGGGGUUAUGCAGUCAAAGGUUGGAGUUGAUGAUCUUGGAGGUCUUUUCCAACCACAAUGAUUCUAUAAUUUAAUCUACAGAAAGCUCAGCUCCUAUGCCAACAGAGUACAUACACCCGGGCAAUAGACAAGGCUGGGUCUGCAGCUUUGUUCAGCCUGUUCUGCUGUUGGCCCGUAGGCAAGCAGGGUGUGCAUGCAGACAAGGCUUAGACAUUACCUCCCUCUCAUAGGUUAGUGACGAAGCAGAUCCCCACAGGCAAAACUCUACACAAACACACUGUGGGAUAAAGAAUGUUUGAGUGUAUCUUUAAAUCCUUUUCCAGACUCCUUUUCUGAAGGAGAAAAUCGGAAGCCUGUGGUGUCCUUGUCUCUGGCAACCCUGUCUUCUGGUGGUAUGUCAAACUUCUAGAGACACCCUCAGUCCCAGAGUCUCUCUUAGAACAUGUUUUCUGGGCUCGCCUCUCUGUUUUAAUUGCCCCUGGCAGACCAACCCUGAAUUUCUCAGAGUGGGAACCACAGCCUUCCUCUGAUUUGAUCUGAAGCUGGGUAUACUCAGAUGUGAAUGAAUGCACUUAAACAGCUGGCCUGCAAAAAUCACCAUUUUUGGAGUCACUCUAACUGGGGUUGUUGUUGGUGUCACGGUUGUCCUUUCUCUUGUUCUCAGGUGCCCCCUGGACCUCUUUUUCUAUAUAAAUCACAGCACUGACCCUGUAGCCCUAGCUGCUACGCAGGCAGCUUGUAGAAGGGCACUGACUUAUAUGUGGGGAGUGGGAACACACAAACAGCAGCUUCAAUGUCUUUCAUGUGCUCCUGUGUCUAACUUCCAGACAAAAUUUGGCUUUGUGUGCAGGACCAUGUGGGAUCCUGUUGUGCUCUCAGUGCUGUGAAAUCUCAAAGUGGCAAUGGUGCAGACCAUGGGUCAGUCAGACAGGCCACCGUCCCCUGUCAACGUGACUGUGACGCAGCUGAAGGCAAACUCUGCCACAGUCUCCUGGGAUGUGCCAGAAGGAGAUGUGGUCAUCGGCUAUGCCAUUCUACAGCAGAGGCAGGACGGGCAGAUGCAGCGCUUCAUCCGGGAGGUGAACACCACCAACCGUGCCUGUGUGCUGUGGGACCUGGCAGAGGAUGCUGACUACAUCAUCCAGGUGCAGAGCAUUGGCCUGUAUGGGGAAAGCCAGGCUAGCAAGCGUGUCCACUUCCGCACCCUGAAGGAGACCGACCGUCUGCCUUCCAACAGCUCCAACCAAGGUGAUAUCACCAUGGAAGGGCUGGACAAAGACCGGCAGCUGCAGACAGGCGAGAUUAUUAUCAUUGUGGCUGUGCUGCUCAUGUGGGCAGCGGUGAUCGCCCUGUUCUGCAGACAAUACGAUAUCAUCAAGGAUAAUGACUCCAACAACAACAAGGAGAAGACAAAACCCUCCUCAGAGCACAGCACGCCAGAGCGACCGAGCGGAGGGCUGCUGCGGAGCAAGAAGAAAUCUCCCUCUGUCAAUAUCAUUGAGGUGUAAGUGCAACACCAGCUCUGCCGUCUGGGAUCUUGGGUGUCCUGCCAGAGCCACAGCAGGCCUUGGAAGAAGAGGCAGCACCAGGCGCGCCGCCUGGAACUCAGCAUGCGAUGAUCCACGUACCAGAACUCCCGCUUUCCUGAGGGCACCUGUCUGCGGAUGUGCACGGAGCCAGCUCCCGAGCCAUGCAUGCAGAGCGUGCCCCUGCCCAUCCCACACCUGGCCCUCCUUCCCUCCCGGGGGAAGCAUGACUUGAGGAUGGGUGGGGGGCCAUACCAGCGGCUAGGGUGGGAGGGAGCCAAGGGGAGCCCAUGGGCUGAAGCACUGGCCUGAGGGGAGGCCAUGUCCCUGUGCACGGCCUUGGCCAAGGCCAGGGGUGCAGCUGUGGCACUGGAUGCCUGCCCGGCAUCAGGGGCAGACCGUGCUCUCAGCUGCCUGUUUGGCCUUGGGGUUGCUUGCAGAGAGCAGGAGCUGCUUCCCUCAGGGCCCUGGGGCUGCAGGAGCAGGGCAGUGCAGGCACUGCCCCAGCACUGCCAGGUGAGCUGUGGCAUGUAGGAGAGUUUAUCUGUGGGGCUGGGCCCAGCCAGCACAGGGGAUGAGUGGAUUGCUGCUGGAGAACAGGGCUCCACUGUACCCUGUCAUGGCUGUGCAGGGCCUUCAAAUUUUCUGCCUACUGCAGAGGACGAAGACACGAGGGACAAUGAGGUGCUAGUGCUGUCACAGUGCCUGGCCAGCCCGCAGAGCCUGCAGCGGGGCAGGGAGUGCUGGUGGAAGCCCCGCAGGGCUGGGGGAAUGGGCAGUGUCAGGGCAUGGCUGUGGCUGUGCUGUGUCCCCAGAAGGGCUCAAGUGCUGGCACAUUCAGGCUGUUUGAGGGGAGCUGCCAAGAACUUUCUGAGCAGCACAGUGCCUGUGCUGCCUGGAGGAGACAAUGUGGUGAGGCCUGCAAAGUCUCUGUUGGAGGGAAUGGGGUGAAACAAGGAGGCUCCCUGCUGCCCUGGCUGCUGCUCUCUCUCCAUGCUCUGCUCUGCAGCCUGCCACAGACAGGCUCUGCAGCCCUGGACUCAAGCAUCACAGGAUCCAGUGUCUUCCAGGAAUAAAUCUCCCAGUAAAAGCACUUUCAGGACUUUUCCUUCCUGGUGCUGCUCAGCUCCUGCUGCAGGACUAGGCGGGGAAGGGACAGGAUAAGCAACUCCUGUGGCAGGGUCUUUUCAAUAAAAGCAUCCUGGCUCAAAGGCAGCA